Messenger RNA from Adineta ricciae, 422 nucleotides. NCBI's taxonomy places the organism in Eukaryota, Metazoa, Rotifera, Eurotatoria, Adinetida, Adinetidae. The record is from the annotation of a GenBank genome assembly.
GAACGAACAAACGAACCAACAAACCAACAAACCAACAUCAACUCGUUUUUUUGUAAUACCUGCUCGACGCAUAACCCUCCUUUCAGUAGAGGGAAAAAUAUAUCUCUUGCUUGAUAUAAUACAUUUCUAAAUUCCAUUAUAGAUCAACUUAUCCAAAUGAUAAUACACAGAUAUUUUGUGAUAAUGUUACUUUGAUAAAUUAUAAACCAUCAUUUGCCAGAGGAAUUCCGUCACAUGUUUGUUUACUUAAUCUGAAAGAGUGUCAGAUUGAAAUGCCAAUUGAUGAUCAAUUUUGGUCUAUUAUUCCGACUUUAUUUCGAUUGAACAGGUUAACAAUCUUAUCAUACAGUGAUAUUUAUCAAGAUCAACUUCAGUGUCUUCUUGAUCGAGCUCCCAACAUUCAUUAUCUCAAUGUCAACUAA